UUUUUUUUUGAGAACACACACAAGAUUUUCAAAAAGCCAUAGCUAAUUUUCUUUCUUUCACCUUGUUCAUUUUACUUAUCUAUAUAUAUAUAUGUCUUUUCUCACAUGUGAUACACACAUUUGAUACACUUUUAAGACUUUUUUUCUAUAAAUAAUGACUUAUAAAACUACUAUACAUAUAUAAGACUUCUUUUUUUUUUUGUCUGUUUGAAGUUUUUUUUUUCUUAAUUAUUUUUCUUGGUCAUGGCUAUGGCUAUGGAGAUGGAAAACAAAGUUUAUGUAGCAAUUAAUUCAGAUUUACAUGAUGGUUUUUUAACUUUACAAUGGACACUUAAAAGAUGGAAUUCUAAUUCUCACCCAAUCACCAUUGUUAUUCUUUAUGCUUCUAAUAACAUAUGCAAAGAUUAUGUUAUUACUCCAAUGGGAAAGCUACCUGUUGGUUCAUUGAAUGAAGAAAAGUUGAAGGAUCUUGAAAAGUUUGAAGAAGCAAAAGAUGAGAAGAUACUUUGGAGAUACAAAGUUUUUUGUGGCAAUGUGAAAGUUGAAGCAAUCAAGAUUGAAAGAUAUGAUGAAUCCAUACAAAAAUUUAUGGUGGAUUUGAUCAAUGGUCUUAAGAUAACCAAAUUAGUCAUGUCAUUGACUUUCAUGAAGCCUUCAUCAUGGAAAUCAAGAAGUGCAAUAAGUGGAUCAUUUUAUGUGCAUAGACAAAAGCCAGAACAUUGUGAAUUAUUUAUUGUAUGUGGAGGGAAAUUGGUUUUUCUUAGAGAAGGAUUAAUUGAAGAUGAUCAAGGAAUUAUGGUUGCAAAAACAAGAUCAAUGAGGCAAAGUUUUAGAGAUUUGGUUAUUAAAAUGUUUCCUGAAAAUAAUUCAAAAUUGAAAAAUCAAAGUGAUUCAAAUUCUUUAUCAUCAACAAGCAAUGGUGGAUUUUAUCAAUGGGAAAAGUAUAAAGAAGAAAUCGAAAAUUAUUUUUGUCAAUUAUUAUCUACAAAUUUUGAAGAAAUUGAUGAUUUUGUUGCUGAUGAGACUGUCCAGAAGAAUAAUAAUAUUACAGAGAUUGUCAUCACAGAACAUAUGACUGUCCAAGAAAAGAAAGAUGCUUUGAGAAUCAAAUUUAUGAAGAUUAAAGAAGCAAUACAUGUAAGCAAAGAAGAAGCAAAAUCCCAUGUUGAAGGACAAGCUAAGGCUCAAUGGGCUAUCACUUUAUGUAUUAGAAGAGCUGAGGAAAUUGAUGGCUGCAUAAAUGAUGAAAUCGCGCAAAAGCCUGAUCUAAAGAGAGAGUUAGAUGCUACAAAAGACGAGCUGAGUGAACUUCACACUGAAAUCGAGGUCACGAAGAGUAAGCUCAGCUCGAUUCUUGAACUACAACGCGAGUUAUCAAACAAGAUGCAGCUAUCUUCCUUGGCAAGAUCGCAUGCGGAGGUUCAAGUGGAGAAAGCAUUGAAGCAAAGAACGGAUACGCUUCAGGAGAUUGAGGAGUUUAGGAAGCAAAGAGAUGUUCUACGACGAAGGAUAGAGUUCUGUAGGGAAAAAGACGCGAUAAGUAACGCUACAAUGCUGAUGGAACCGAGGUUCGAGUACAAGGAGUUCAGUGCUGCAGAGAUUAGAGCAGCCACAGAUGGAUUUUCGGAGCGUAUGAGGUUGAAAUCUGGUGGUGAUUGGACUGAUGUGUAUAAAGCUAGGCUUCAUCAUAUUUCAGUUGCAAUCAAACUGUAUAGUUCUGCAGAUGUUGAUUCUGAAGACACAUUUCAAGCUAAGGUGAAGCUCUUGAGCCAUAUUAGGCAUCCUCAUAUGGUAUCGAUGAUCGGAUAUUGCUCUGAGCUAAGGUGCAUCGUGUUCGAGUAUAUGCAUAAUGGCUGCUUAAGAGACAUACUCUUCUCAGGCAACAGAGGCUCUAAAAGGAGAAACAAAGUCCUAAACUGGCAAGCUAGGAUAUGUAUUGUAGCCAAUGUUUGUACGGGCCUAUGCUUCCUUCACCGCGUCAAGCCAAGACCCGUGGCUCAUGGCAAUCUCAACCCUUCCAAGAUCCUUCUUGAUCGUAACAAUGUGGCAAAAAUCCAUGGUGUUAGGACGCCUUUGUCUUGUGAUAAAUCGGAUAUAAGAUCAGAUAUCCGGGCAUAUGGGAACUUAGUCUUACAGAUUCUGACCGGAAGAAACUGGGUCGGGCUAGUUGAGGAGGCGAUCAUGAUGGACCAGAGUAAGCUUAUUGAAGUGCUUGAUCCGAUGGCCGGGGAGUGGCCAUUGGAUAUAGCACUAGAGCUUGGUAGAAUAGGUAUAAAGUGUUUGUCUAUUCAUGAAGAUAGGGAGUUGAACAUGACUAGUUUGGCAAGAGAAGUAGAGAAAGUGAAGAAGUUGGCUGAUGAAAUAGUAGCAAAUGGUGAAUGUGUUGUGGCAAAGGGAAGAUAUCUAGAUGGCGAUGAAGAUUCAACAGAGUUUCCUGAUUUCUUUCUUUGCCCCAUUUUCCAGGAAGUGAUGAGGAAUCCACAUGUUGCAGCAGAUGGAUUUUCAUAUGAGUUAGAAGCUAUACAAGAAUGGCUAAAGACAGGAAGAGAUACAUCACCAAUGACAAAUUUAAAGCUCAAGGACCAGCAUCUCACUCCGAACCAUAGUUUACGCGCUCUGAUCCAAGAUUCGCUAAAGAAAAGAGCAACUUCUACCAGAUAGAUUCGAUCGAUCGAUAGACAGACAGAUAGAGAGAGUUGAGAUGAAGGUUCAUAGGUUUUUGUACAUGCUGGAGAUGAAUAAUAAAGGUAGCAAUAGAGCAGCUAAAGAAUUUUUUCUCUUAGGUUUUAAGAGUAAACAUGGCAAUCAUAUAGUUUUAUAAAUUUUCUUUUAUAACUGAGAAA
Capsicum annuum is the source of this 2843-nucleotide messenger RNA. RefSeq names its product putative U-box domain-containing protein 50. Gene Ontology annotation, molecular function: ATP binding; protein kinase activity; ubiquitin-protein transferase activity. The coding region runs from base 244 to 2661 and encodes 805 amino acids. Gene Ontology annotation, biological process: protein phosphorylation; protein ubiquitination. The transcript has 8 exons. Lineage: Eukaryota; Viridiplantae; Streptophyta; Magnoliopsida; Solanales; Solanaceae. The record is from RefSeq and is a predicted model, not a curated record.